ACAAUUCACACACACUCCUAUAUGGAGCAGACAAACUAUAGUAUGGUGACAUAUUUUAUUAUUAAGGGAAUUUCAGAUGCCCCUGAACUUCAAACAUUAAUCUUCAUUACAGUUCUGCUCAUCUACCUUCUCACUGUAAGUGGAAACAUGAUCAUUCUUCUCCUGGUCUGCCUUAAUAGUCACCUGCACACUCCCAUGUAUUUCUUCCUUGCCAACUUGUCCAUCCUUGACAUGUCUUGUUCUACAGUCACCCUUCAUGUCAUCAUAACCAGCUUCAUAUCAAGAAACAAAACAGUUUCAUUUGCUAAUUGUCUGGCUCAAGUAUAUUUUUUUUCCUGCUUUACAUCUAAUGAAUUGUUAAUAUUAUCGGCUAUGAGUUACGACCGAUAUGCGGCUAUCUGUAAACCGUUGCAUUAUCACAUGGUCAUGAAUGGUAGAGUUUGUAAGAUGAUGGCUUUUGUCUGCUGGAUCUUAGGAUUAAUAGAAAUGAUACCAUAUCUUGUCUUGUUGUUACACAUUUCAUGUUAUAAAUCUAAUAUAAUCAAUCACUUUUUCUGUGAUAUUAUGCCAGUUAUGAAACUUUCCUGUAGUGACAACUCUGCAUUGGAAAUUCUAAUCUUCACCGAAGGACUGUUCCUCAUGAGUACAACUCCAUUUCUACUAACAUUUUGUUCUUAUGUGUUCAUCAUUAAUGCAACUUUAAGGAUCCAUUCCAACAUUGGGAGGCGUAAAGUUUUCUACACAUGCUCCUCCCACCUUACGGUUGUCGUUCUUCUCUAUACGACCCUCUUCUUCCAGUACCUGAGACCUAGGUCUGUAGACAUUUUAGAGUCUAAUAAACUCUUCUCACUAUUUAAUACAGCAGCCGUCCCUAUAUUAAAUCCUUUAAUCUACAGCUUAAAAAAUAAAGAUGUUAAGUCUGCAUUAAAAGAAAAUAUCAGUAAAAUUAAAUUAAAAGUUUAA
This is a messenger RNA of Bombina bombina (fire-bellied toad), 963 nucleotides long. Its product is annotated as olfactory receptor 1019-like. Gene Ontology annotation, molecular function: G protein-coupled receptor activity; olfactory receptor activity. The transcript is spliced from 2 exons. Gene Ontology annotation, biological process: G protein-coupled receptor signaling pathway. NCBI's taxonomy places the organism in Eukaryota, Metazoa, Chordata, Amphibia, Anura, Bombinatoridae. The record is from RefSeq and is a predicted model, not a curated record. Gene Ontology annotation, cellular component: membrane. The coding region runs from base 22 to 963 and encodes 313 amino acids.